AUGGCGGUUAAUUCCUUUGCGCGUAUGGCCAAGGGCCAGGUCCGGUGCUACUCCGCACCCUUGGAUAUGGCCAUUCCUGCCUCUAAGCAGCGCUAUAUCCCUACUUCCGGCACAUACCCCCAGGGAUUCCUGGUCUCCGGCACCCAUGUCGGAGUCAAGGCUUCAAACACUCGUUUCCCAGACCUUGCUCUUAUCUCUUCUGAGACGCCAUGUUCCGCCGCCGCAGUCUUCACCACCAACAAGUUCCAGGCAGCGCCGGUCCAGGUGAGCCGCGCGACCCUGAAGAGUCGCAAGGGACAGGGUAUCCGGUCUGUUGUGAUCAACUCUGGAUGUGCCAAUGCUGUGACUGGGAAGGGCGGAUUGGAUGAUGCCGUCCAGAUGGGCCACAAGGUAGAUGAAUGCAGCGGAGUUGAGAAGGAUAGCUCGCUGGUGAUGAGCACUGGUGUAAUCGGACAGCGGCUACCCAUUAGCAAGAUCAUCGACCGUAUCCCCACCGCAUACGCCAGCCUCGACUCAUCCCACGAUGCCUGGCUCAGGACCGCCCGCGCCAUCUGCACCACAGAUACAUUCCCCAAACUCUUGUCUCGUACCUUUACACUGCCUUCCUCUCCAGGCCGCACCUACUGCCUCGCCGGCAUGACCAAGGGAGCCGGUAUGAUCCACCCGAACAUGGCCACCCUGCUGGGCGUUCUGUGCACCGAUGCUGCUGUCGAGCCUGCCGCCCUGCAAUCGAUCCUGAAGCACUCCAUCUCCCGGUCUUUCAACUCCAUCUCUAUCGAUGGCGAUACCAGCACCAACGAUACCAUCGCAAUCCUCGCCAAUGGCGCCGCUGGCGGCGAGACCGUGCGCGCCCCAGGUUCUGCCGAGCCCAGUGCCGACUACCAGACGCUGCAGAGCGUGGUGACCGACUUCGCGCAGCAAUUGUCUCAGCUUGUUGUCCGCGAUGGCGAGGGUGCGACCAAGUUUGUGACUGUGCGCGUACGCAACUCACCUGACUAUGAGUCCGCGCGCCAGAUUGCUUCUACUAUCGCCCGUUCACCAUUGGUCAAGACCGCACUCUACGGUCGCGAUGCUAACUGGGGCCGGAUUCUCUGCGCUGUCGGAUACUCCCAGGGUGUGCGUGAUGGCACUGUUGUGCCGGAGCGCACCUCGGUGAGCUUCCGUCCUGUGGAUGGUAGUCCGAUUCUGAAGCUCUUGGUCAAUGGCGAGCCUGAGGCUGUUGAUGAAGACCGUGCCAGUGCGAUCCUCCAGAAUGAGGAUCUAGAGAUCGAGGUUGAUCUCGGUGGUGGCGAGCAGGGUGCUGCUGGAUGUGGUGGAGAGGAUGCUGUCUAUUGGUUCUGUGACUUCAGCCACGAGUAUGUGACGAUCAACGGCGACUACCGUACCUAA
Messenger RNA from Penicillium chermesinum, 1389 nucleotides. Its product is annotated as bifunctional ornithine acetyltransferase/N-acetylglutamate synthase. The coding region runs from base 1 to 1389 and encodes 462 amino acids. Gene Ontology annotation, cellular component: mitochondrial matrix. The transcript is spliced from 2 exons. The record is from RefSeq and is a predicted model, not a curated record. NCBI's taxonomy places the organism in Eukaryota, Fungi, Ascomycota, Eurotiomycetes, Eurotiales, Aspergillaceae. Gene Ontology annotation, biological process: L-ornithine biosynthetic process; L-arginine biosynthetic process. Gene Ontology annotation, molecular function: L-glutamate N-acetyltransferase activity, acting on acetyl-CoA as donor; L-glutamate N-acetyltransferase activity, acting on acetyl-L-ornithine as donor.